AGCCAAUCCAGGUCCUGCGCUCAAACAGCCCAAUGAGAAAUGGGAGACCCAAGACCUCAACCUAUUGGAGAGCAGGUAUUCUAAUCAGCCCAGUCUUUUAUCCCAGGAAAGGGAGCUUCCCUUGAAGUUAAGUGUGGUGGCCAAGUCAGUCAGUCUUGGUUUCGGAACUGGCAGGAACCUCAUGGACUUGGGCCACGGUUGCCUCGGCCACCAGUGCAGCUCCAGGGUCCCAGCAGACGUGGUCCCAGCAAAAGGCCUCCCCAUCGAGAGUGGCAGGUGGACAUUCCUAGGGCCUCAGGAUGGCAUUGCCACUGAGCCAAAUGCCUUGGGAAGAGUAGAAGCUGCACUCCGCGGUAGGUGCCUUGGCCAGCAAGCAGUCGAGCUAUGGACUCCAACCUGCAGGGGACCUUUCUCCUCAACAGCCCUUCUCUGUCCCCGUUCCCGGAAGUGAAAGCCCCCAUGUGCCAAUAUUCAGUGCAAAACUCCUUUUACAAGCUCAGUCCUCCUGGGCUCAGUGCCCAGUUGGCAUCCGGCACGCCACAUGGCAUCAGUGACAUCCUCAGCAGACCGGUGGUUCCUCCAAACAACGGCCUCCUGUCCGGCUACUCCCAUGUUGGGGGAUUCAAUGGACUGGGUGCCCAGGGCAUUUACUACGGUCCCCCAAUGGGCAGUUUUGCCAAGACAGGAAGUGACUAUGGAGCCAGGGGCAGGAGCUGUUGGGCUGACCCAGUCCCGGAUUGGCAUGAAGGCCGAGUAUGUGACAAUUCCGCCGGGCACCUAGGUGACGGCCUCCACAAGAAGAAACACACGAGGCCAACCUUCACAGGACACCAGAUCUUUGCCCUGGAGAAAACGUUUGAGCAGACCAAAUACUUGGCUGGGCCUGAGCGGGCACGACUGGCAUAUUCCCUAGGCAUGAGUGAAUCCCAGGUGAAGGUGUGGUUCCAGAAUCGGCGCACCAAGUGGAGGAAGAAGAGUUCCCUGGAGCCUUCCUCCUCUUCCCCACGAGCAGGAGCUGGACCAGGAGAGCGCGCCGUCUCUGAUGAGGAUGACGAGUACAACAAGCCCUUGGACCCAGACUCCGAUGACGAGAAGAUACGUCUCCUGUUGCGCAAACACCGGGCCACCUUCUCUGUCCUGGGUCUUGGCUCCCAUAGUGGCUGAGAAGGGCUGGAUUUGAUGGUGCCUGCAGCUUCCAGGGGCGGGGGCUGGAUUCAGCAGGCUGGACUUGGAGGUGUCCAUGGGGCUGGUGGUGGGAGGCCUUUCUCAAAAGUAGGACCUAGAGGUUCCAGUUCUGAACCUGGUGCAGAUGAGUAGCUGCUGUGGCUGCAUGCAAGUCUGGGGCAGGACACCCAAAGAAGAAGCCAGCUAGUAUCCAGCUUGCCCCUUGGACCUGAGGCGUGCCUGCAGCCUUCUGUUCCAUUGGGAAAGAGGUGUGCUUUCAUUUGUCACUGCAUUUUUCAUAAUAAUAAUACCAAUAGGCGAAAUGGCUCCAAAGAUUUACAAGGAAAGCAUGUUGGGGACGUUACAGGCAUCAGCUGAGAGGUCCUUUGAUAGCUUCUUCUCCCUGGUUCAAACUGAACAAUGUUGGAAAUUUUGCAGGCAUUUGGGGGUGUUUUUGGAGGGCGGAGAAGGAAAGUUGGAAGAUAAGGGGGUGCUUCUAGUGGAGUUAUUAUUUUUGUUUAUAAUGCAUCCACUAUAUUUCAUCCACCUAUUUUUGCAAGAGGGUCUAGACCAGUGUUUCCCAACCUUGGUCCUUUGAAGAAAUGUGGACUUCAAUUCCCAGAGAUUCUGGGAGUUGAGGUCUACACCGCUUCAGGGCAUUAAGGUUGGGAAACACCGGUCCAGAUAAUUCUGCCCUCCAUUUGUAAGAACCUUUUCCUGCUUCUUCUCCCACCGUGUUUCUUUCCAAGGUUAAUACGUAGAGAAUAGACCGAAUACCUGCAAUUGUCUGCAAUGGUCCCUAAUUACCACUCUUAAAAUUUCUCUGGAGUCUACCGGAAUUGGGCAGCCAAUCAAUUUAAGUCAACUAACUGAGAAAUAACCUCUGAAGGGUUCACCCUCCUCACUGAGUCAUGUAGUUUUAUCCACCCCCCAAUGAAGACAGUUGGAGGGGAGGGGAGGGACUCAAAACAGUCAGCAUGUGGUCAUGAGCCAAGCCCACUCCUUUUUAAGUGUACUGUACAUAUAACUCAUAUUGGGAAAAAAAAGGGGGGCAGCACUUUAAUAAUUGCCAACCAAGAUUGCUUUGGAUAGUGAGGUGGAUGGCAUGUAAAUUUAAUACUGUACGUGAAAUGAAAUAAAACAAAUAGAUUGCAUGCUGGCAAACACCUCCCUGAUUGGAAGGGAAGGGGUGAACCGUGGGGUCCUUGGUGGUCUCUGAGCUUGGUGGUUUCCUUGCAGAUGUUUCAUUACCCAGUUAGGGAACAUCAUCAGUACUAGGAGGGAAUAGGGUUGGCUCUUUGUGGUCUGCCCUGUCAGUGUUCCUUCAUGGCUUCUUGAUUAGGUUGUUUUUUAAUGUUAGCUUGUUUGUCUGAGUUGGUGUAUUCUUGAUUGGGGUAAUUGUUUAUUAUUUGAUGGUUGGUCUCAUAUUAAUCUCGAUGCUAAUCUCUGCUUAUCUGGAUGUUGAUUGCUGGCAAGGAGGGGUUGUGGUCUUUUAGCUUUUUGAUUGUCUCUUUUGAAUGGUAUGUAGAUGUUGUUUAUCUCUAUGUGCCUGUUGAUAGCUGAGGGCCAGGCUUUCUAGAAUUCUCCUGGAAUUUUGGACUUAGCUGGGUUUAAGUUGCUCAUAGUUUCUCAAUUCAUCUGCAGUGAACACCCAGAUAAGCAGAGAUUCAUUACCCCAAUCAAGGAGCUACCAAUUCAAACACUCAGACGGUAAACAACAGCCUUGAAAUCAACAAAAACACUCCCACCAACACCGACAAUGACAGGGCAAGCCACUUGUGUAUGAACAGGGAUCAAAUGCCACUUCAUGCUAGCAUUGGUGAUGUUACCUCAUUGGGAAAUAUUUGCAAAAAACCCAGCCAAGCUCAGAUAGCACCAAGGACCCAAAACUCCCUUACAUUUUUUGACCUCCCCUUGCAAACGUUCCUGCUAGAGACGAACUCGAUAAAUGAAGAUGAAGAAUAGCACCAAAUCAGAGCACUUUACUUAGCUUCUUUCUUUUACUAUUUUCUCAGGCAAAAUGGCUUCUCCAAUUGUCUGCAAUUUUGUCCAAGUUCUUUACAAUGCAGUUAUAUAGAAUUGCUUUUAAUAAGAAGUAAACAACAAUUCCUAGGUUAGAGGAAUGACAUAAAGUAACUAAUAGAGACUUGUAACAUACUUAUAGAAUGGAUAAAUGAAAAUCUAGCAGCUGUGCUAGAAUAGUGCAAUUUUUAUGUCAGGAGUUUGAUGACAGAGGAAAUGCCUGGAACUUGGUUUUAAAAAUCUGAUUUAAAAACAGGCAUCAAAUUCUACAUCUAUAGUCUUAAGAUUCCAAUGCAAUCUUUCCCCAACACUUUCCCUAUGAUUCAGGCUUCAUUUCGCUCUAUCCAUCCAUUGGGGAUGGGGGCGGGUUUGUUUCCAGAUGUUGCUUUUGGGGGUUUAGUUGGUGUAACUCCGUUUUUCCAAUUUGCACAUGCUGUCGGAAGAUUAUGGAAAUUGCCCCCGUGCGACUGGAGAGAAACAGAAAUGGAAAAAAGAAUCACAUUUCUUUUCAUUUCUUUCUAGUGUUUUCUCUUCUGGCUUAAUUUAUUUUCAAAAGCUACUUUUGGAUAGGUUUUGUUGGAUGUGGUAUAUUCUGCUCACCUUGAGAAUUAAAAAGAUGCAUCCUUUGACACCGGGAAAGGAAGAGCAUUCAACUCUUCUCACCUGCCUAUUUUUAUUUUUUUUACCUGUUUCCCAUCCUCGGAGAGAAUGGGAAUCAAGAAGUUCUGGCAGGGGAAAUGCAGAGAAGGAAACACCAGAGAGGCUAAUUUGUGGAUGGAGAAAGGGCUGGACAUUUGGGCAUCCGUGCCCACGAGAUGGGAAUCCGAUUUUGCAAAGCUGAAACCCAUUUCUGUGUCCUUCCUUAGCUAUCAACCAAAUUCACAGGCUUCUGAGUUGUGCCAUGCAGCCCUCCCAUUUUUUGAAAAUUAUAUUAGGGGGAAAAAAACUGUACAAAAAUGCACCUAUUUGUGAAAAGCAUGACAGAAUUUGCAACAAAUGUGUACAAUCAAGUUCAGAGAAAUGGGCACUCAAUGUAUGCAGUGUAAGUGCAAGCUUUUAUUAUUAUUUUUUAAAUACAUUCCCUUGCUUGAUGUACUGUAGUGUGAAAAUGAGAAAAAUGGAAUCUCUCCUGUUUGCCAAAUGGAAGAAACUCCAGGCGGUGGAUUCCCAUAAAUGGGGAACGAAACGUAUUCAUCCCUUUUGCUCCUACGUGCACCCUGCCUGCCACCUCUGCUUCGGUCUUCCUGAAAAUAGGGCAGGGCAUCUCCAAAGGUUUGGAGGAAUAGACAGAAACCUUGCUAUUUCUCGCCUUCAAGCCAUGAUAGUUGGAAGACUUUCAAACAAGGUGGUUGGCCCUUCAGGAGGUGAACGCCCAGGUGGGAGAGAUAAUAAGAAGAUCUCAAUGUUUAUCUUGGUUUUUCCUGCCAAAGAUGGCUCAAAAGCCUCUAUCUGGAAGAAGAGGGAGGGAGGUCCCCUAAUCAUCCAGAGCUUCGCUUGUUCCGUGUCUGUCGUUGUGGGUGCAUUUGUGUGUCCGUUGAGCUAAAUCUUGACCUUCUUUUUCCUUCUCAGAGCUAAUUAUUCUCGCAUCUGCGAACUCUGUGAGAAAGCACAGAAUGCUGGGAAUGCCCUGUAGAGAUGCUUUUGCAGCUUAAAUUCAGGACGAAACUUCCUUUGGCAAGGAAGAAUCUGCAAAACUGGGGGAACAGCAUAAAUCACACUGAAUAUGCCAGGAGUUUCUCCUUCACCCCCACUGCUCUGCCCGGCUUGGUUACAGCUGCUGAAUGGCACAAGGUUCUCUGGAGCCCUUGGUGUGGGUGGGAGCCUGCCUGGUGUUGGCGGGAGAGAGGGUGAA
Crotalus tigris (Tiger rattlesnake) is the source of this 5038-nucleotide messenger RNA. It is a transcript of the gene NKX6-3, whose product is annotated as NK6 homeobox 3. NCBI's taxonomy places the organism in Eukaryota, Metazoa, Chordata, Lepidosauria, Squamata, Viperidae. The record is from RefSeq and is a predicted model, not a curated record. The coding region runs from base 385 to 1164 and encodes 259 amino acids. Gene Ontology annotation, biological process: regulation of transcription by RNA polymerase II; cell differentiation. Gene Ontology annotation, cellular component: nucleus. Gene Ontology annotation, molecular function: DNA-binding transcription factor activity, RNA polymerase II-specific; RNA polymerase II cis-regulatory region sequence-specific DNA binding. The transcript has 3 exons.